AAGGUUCUACACCUUCAUCCCAUCUACGCUCCAUCCUUCUCCUGCGUGAGGCGCCGUGCUCGUCUACUGUCCACGUUGGUUCCUGAUGGCCGGUAUGAACUCGGACCGAGUGCAGGUCGGACAGAACAAAUUUAUCAGCAGGACAGUUUUGCUCUCACAUCUACAAACAUACAAUCUGUAUUAUGAGGAGGAAUCACUGCAGCUACGCCACCGAGAGGAGGACGAGGAACUGAUCAUCGAGGGUUUGCUCAACAUCUCCUGGGGCCUGCGACGACCAAUCAGACUGCAGAUGCAAGACGGCAAGGAGCCAAUUAAGUCUUUUAAUAUUUCUGCAUCCUUCAGAGGUUCAGGAGGAGACGCGAACCCGGCAAAAAAUCCCUCAAUCACACUGACUCCACCCACUGAUGAGGUCACAGAACCUGAAGACCAAUCAGAUGAGAGCUAUAGUAAAGCCUCAGGUGAGGGGGAGGAGUCAACUCUGCACAGAACCAAGAGCUGUGUGAGUGGGCGGAGCCUCGGUGGGCGGAUCGGACCGAGAAACCAGCGACAAAUCAGACGACACCGCUGUUCCUUUAACGGCCAUUUCUACAAUCAUAAGACAGCAGUGUUCACGCCGACGUUCGGGUCGGUCACUAACGUCCGUAUCAACAGCUCCAUGACCACAUCACAGGUUCUCCGUGUUCUGCUCAACAAGUUUAAGAUCGAGAACAGUCCAGACGAGUUCGCCCUGUUCCUCCUGCACACCAGCGGGGAGCGAGUGCAGCUGAAGCGAGAUGACCACCCACUGACCAUCAGGGUUCUUCAGGGACCAUGUGAACAGAUCUGCAAACUCUUCCUCAUGGAGCCUGACCAGGUGGAGGAGGUCACGUACGACGUGGCUCAGUACAUAAAGCUGGAGAUGCCGGUGCUGCAGAGCUUCAUCGUUAAACUGAAGGAGGAGGAGAACAGAGAGACGGAGAAGCUCAAGCACAGGUACAGUGAAAUGCGGCGUCUGAUUCGGAACCACAUGUGUCUGGAUGAUGAAGCUGUCUGCUAAUACACAAACGUCCCAUCUUCAUUUGAAAUGUUUCUAGAUAGACAAAGUGUUUUUUCUCCCUGGAUUGUCUCCCUUUAUUUCCCUAUAAUUUAGUCAUAUCUAAUUCCCGACUGUGAAUCUGCAGCUGCUUGCACAACCCUGAUAUGAUCAACGAGACCCGGAUCACCACACGCCCCUCCAACACGCGUCCGUGUCAGAUUGGGAGUGAAAUUAUAAAAAUGAUUUGAAUGAAGUUUUAUUUGAUAAUAAAAUAUAUUUUAAUGUU
Trichomycterus rosablanca is the source of this 1301-nucleotide messenger RNA. It is a transcript of the gene rassf2b, whose product is annotated as Ras association domain family member 2b. Gene Ontology annotation, biological process: positive regulation of JNK cascade; positive regulation of protein kinase activity; signal transduction. Lineage: Eukaryota; Metazoa; Chordata; Actinopteri; Siluriformes; Trichomycteridae. The coding region runs from base 86 to 1036 and encodes 316 amino acids. The record is from RefSeq and is a predicted model, not a curated record. Gene Ontology annotation, cellular component: cytoplasm; nucleus. The transcript has 10 exons.